GGAAUUCCCCUGGAGGUCACGCCUCUCUUUGUUACCAUGUGGCAUGGCUAGCCUUGUCAACUACUCUGACUCAGACUCUGCAGCAGCCUUAAGCGAUGAGGAAGCUGCCUCAUCGUCCAGGAAGCCCCCCUCCAGAGAGAGCAGCUCACCUCCUCCAGUCAAGAGACCUAGGAGAGAAGAGUUACCUGCCCUCUCAUUACCAUCCGCAAUACUGACCAUGUUCAGCAAUGAAGAAGAGGAGAGGAGUGAUGGAUACCAUGAGGGGAGAGUGCGAUCAUUCCCUCAUGUACGAGGCAACUGGUCCACUCAUGUCUUCAUUGCCAUGGAGAUGACUCAACAAGAGAUGGCCUGUGUCAACUGUCUACAGCAGAGCUUGCAGAAACAUUUGAGCACGGUUGAGUGGUUCCCUCUAGCAGACCGUCAUGUGAGUCUCUCCCGGACAGUCCCAAUACAGCAUCACUGGAUGGACCCACUCACACACUCUCUCAGGGAAAAGUUCAAACAAAGACGACCUUUUAGUGUAGGGUUUAAAAACCUUGCAUUCUAUGUGAAUGAGGAGAAAACAAGAUCGUUCAUUGGCUUGGAUCUGGUGUAUGGGCAAGAUCAGAUGCAGUCCCUGGUGGAUGAUGUGGACCAGUGCUUGGCAGCAUACAAGCUGCAGGAAUACUACACGGAUCCCUCGUUCCAUGUGUCCCUGUACUGGUGUCUGGGGGAUAUCACUAGCAGGGGAUCGGUACACAGUAGAGGCACAGCACUAGUGCAGGACGAGUGGACAAUGAUGUUGGAGGACAGUCAAGUCGAGGGCUCAGACAAGCUAACCUUUGAACUCUGUGUUGAGGAAGCUAGAUGUAAAACAGGUAAUAAACUAUAUUCAUUUCCAUUAUCAAAUUAGCAUUUUAAUUUUCAUUAUACAUUAUCGUACAGUAGAAAAAAAUGUGAUAAAAAAUGAAUGUUAUGAUGAAUGA
Molecule: messenger RNA, 965 nt
Organism: Halichondria panicea
Lineage: Eukaryota; Metazoa; Porifera; Demospongiae; Suberitida; Halichondriidae
Product: U6 snRNA phosphodiesterase 1-like
Exons: 7
Coding region: 44-892 (282 amino acids)
Biological process (GO): U6 snRNA 3'-end processing
Cellular component (GO): nucleus
Molecular function (GO): 3'-5'-RNA exonuclease activity
Source: RefSeq, a predicted model, not a curated record